Messenger RNA from Mesorhabditis belari, 6396 nucleotides. Lineage: Eukaryota; Metazoa; Nematoda; Chromadorea; Rhabditida; Rhabditidae. The record is from the annotation of a GenBank genome assembly.
AUGCGGCCUUUGUUGCUGCUUCUCGUCCUACUUGGGGCAUCCACUUUAGCAGCUCCCGAUUGGAAACGAGUUUUCAACUCGUUUUUCCCCUCCGAACCCAAUGAACCACUGCAUAAGAAUGCUAUGAACUACUAUGGAGAAAUUGAGCCUGAGGCUGAACCCAUUCAUGCGAGGAUAAAGAGAGCCGUGCUUGCUGCAAUGGGAUUUGCAUCGCCUUGCUCGGCCGGAUGGACUGGUCAAUUCUGUGAAAACCCAAUCUGCGUCUCAAACACGACGGUGCCGAUCGAGCAGAACACGGACAAAGUGCUCGAUUUAUUCUACGCUCCAUCGGGCUGCACGGGUCUUUUCUAUGUACCGGUUGAUUCCACCUGUGAUUACCUCUUUAUUCAAGUGAACACUGAUGGACCAGUGCCAUGGAUUAACAUCACCGACUCAAACGGAAAUCUCGUUGUUCCCCGAAAUAUCUACCCAAAUUCUGGAAUGAACAUGAACUUCUAUCAACCAAUCACCCCCGGCGUCUACCAAUUGAGCAUCGAUACUCAACAAAUGCCAACAACUCUUUGUGCAGUUAAUAUACAGGCAACCAGCAAGCUUGACAUCACACACGGAUUCGUGGACAACCCACAAGACGAUGUGCCAGCUCAUGGAGAAGCGGCCGGACAAGGAAAACUGCAGAAUCUCAUCAUUCACACCUAUCAUCCAGAGAUUCGAUCUGUGCCCAAGGUGGCAACGAUCUUGCGCCAAAGGAGCACGACUCCGCUUCUCCGCUCAGUACUCACCACCAGAUACGGUUGCGCAUAUGAGCAAUAUAUGGGCGGGACAUUCGGGUGCUUACUCAAUAACCUCUAUACGCUGACGGUUGACGGAAUUGACGCCAACGGAUUCGCUUUCCGGAGAACGAAAGCCGGUUGGGCUUGUAUUGAAGCUCCACCCACGCCUCCACCACCAACAACGCCAGCUCCACAGACUUGUCUUAAUGGAGGAACCUUGUUGUACGAGGGAACACCGAACGCUCAGUGUCUCUGCCGUGAGCUCUUCACCGGUCCGACUUGUAGCAUUCCACAGUGUAUGAAUGGUGGUUUCCUCAAUCCAGCGGAAACCUCUUGCCUUUGCCAAACUGGAUACCUUGGAAUCAAUUGCCAAAACAUCAUUUGUGUGCCCAACUUCGGCGAAUAUCUCACCGACUACAGUACUCUGGUCGUCGUUUGGCGUGCCGUACAAGCGAUGAACCCAUACGUCGCUCAAUAUGCGCAAGCUUUCUACAACGAGAUGCAAUUCAUGGGUGAAACCCCCGGCUUUCAAUCCUAUCAAUCGUUCAUUCUCAUCACCUAUGCAAAUGGAGUUUUAACCCGUAACAGCUAUGGCCAACAGGAAUGGGACCGAUUUUAUGCGGAUUUUCAAGCACUCAACGCGACGACCACCGUUGGAAAUUGCAAUGACACCUCGAUUGCUGCCAUCACUGAAGUGUUCAGAUUGACCACCUACAACAAGUCACCGAUCUAUCACUUCACUGAUGCUCCUGCAUCGGACUCCCAGAAUUUCCUCAGUGUCUCCGAGAUGAAUGGAUACAAAAAACUCCCGGUCUGGUCCUUCUUCCACAAUACAAGCGCCGCCAUUCAAUGUAAAGUCGACGAGAUCUCUGAGGGCUAUCGGGUGCUUGGCACUCUCUCCUACAUGUCUGGAGGUCUCACCAUGGGACUCAGCAAUGACAAGUUCAACCAAACCUUUGCCUUGGCGAUGCGAACCACCAACUACAAGUCCAACCAAGUUCUCAUUGAUGAUCUCACUGUCUGCACCAUCGACGGUUAUCGUACCUUCUUCGUCGAUUCGGCCACCAAAGCUAUCUACAUUGUGGCAACUGGCGACAACUUAUUGGUUGCUGUCACGAACCCUGACGGAAAGAUCACCUCUCCAUUGGCUUAUCAAGAUGGGAGAAACUAUUUCUACACGAUUCAAGGCAACAAUCUCACUCGUGGAGAGUGGCUGUUGCAGUUUAACGCUUUCCAGAGCACAUACCCGUGCAGCUAUCGAGUGUACGCUCAAUCGGACUACGAUCUCUUUGUUGGAGUCACGAACGCCAUCUACACUGAUGCCUACUCAGCGGAGCCUAUCGUGGGAAUGCCAAAUGCUAUUGUUGCUCAAAUCAACGGCAUCUACAACAACAUUCCGGAUCAAUUCCGUCUCUUCGCCGAGGUGAUGAUUGUAUCAAAUGAGGAUGGAAACUACCACAAGCCGCUCUACUUCUCAAAUGGCGUUUACCGUACCGGUUGUGGCUAUCAUCUCUACUUUGGAGUUACCGAUUUCUGCGAGCGAGCCGGUCAAGUCUUCUAUGCUAUGGUCUACGCCGACGAUCCAUUUGGUUACACCAUUCAGCGAACAGCCGUUGGAUACUGUGCUGGAAGAGCUCCCACUCAACUCCCACCAACUUCUUGCAUUAAUGGAGGAGUGCCCGAUCCGAACAACGCGACUCUCUGCUUGUGUCCUCCACUAUACACAGGCCGAUAUUGUCAAGACUACAACUGUCAAAAUGGAGCCAUAUACUCAAAUGGUCUCUGUCAAUGCCCGCCCGGCUUGGGUGGAACAUUCUGCGAGCAGCAGCAAUGCCUUGUCAGCAACAUUGAUCCUCCAUUCACUCAAGAUGGCCAAUCGAUGACAUUCGUCGUUUCAACAAUUCCAUCAAUGAACGCGACAUGGCAAAUGUUGGCAGCAAAUGUGCAAGAGUUCGUCAAGGAUAUUCAAUUACAUUCGCCUAAAUGGAUCACUCGCUACAAUCUCAUCAUCAUCAAUCAAAAAGAAGCUGUUUUGGUCUCACAAGCUACUCGAGCCUCGAACUUCGUGACCGCUAUUCAAACGAUCGCCUCGGAUUUGACACCUUACUACAAUGCUAGCAUUACGGAUUGCAAAGUGUUGCUCGCGACGGGUAUGCUGUUGGGAGUGCAAAAUUCGAUCCCCAAAUCCUCUGUAUUUAUUUUCGCCGAUUCUAAUGCAGCUGAUGAAUCGAAUCCAGUGUACGCCCAGUUGACAGCUCAAAUCGAAGGAAAUCAGAUUCAAGUGAAUCUCAUCGGAACCGUCGACCCAUCGGUUCCCCUUUGUGGCACCUCAAAUGGUUGGUUCGAUCAGGCGAUUCAAGAUCUCGUCAUUUUCUCGGCCGGAUGGAUGUACUCAACAAAAAAUGUUCAUCAAUUCUACAACUUCAUCCUCACCGAGUACAGCAACGGAAUCAUUUUGGAUCAAUAUGCUGAUGACUGUACAUCUCCCCAAAUCUACUACUUGCCUGUUGACUCUGCAGCUCAAUCAAUGACCAUUGUUGCCAAUGGACUGAAUGUUAAUAUUACGGUCACUCAACCAAACGGGAACAGUGCCCUAAACAGCAACUAUGAGUUGAACAUGAUUCAAGAGGACUGGAUGGUCAUUGAUCAGUAUAUGAUUCCUUGCCCCAACACCGACUGGCAAUAUUUUGAGCGGAAUUGCAUGAAUUUCAUCUUGACAAGGAUUGCUUUCCGUGAUGCAUCGAAUCGGUGUCAUGCGCUCGGCGGAUGGAUGGUCGAUAUCUACUAUCAAGGGAAACAGGACUACGUUCAAUAUCACACAAAUGGGGCUGACAACUGGAUCGGUUUGUACAUGAUUGGAACGACCUGGUACUGGGAUGUGGACAUCAACAAUGACCCUGUUCCCUUGACGCCCAACUCUUACUCAAACUGGAAAGACGGUGUGACGCCGACUGAUCCAAGCAUGGGAUGUGCGGUGAUGGGUAAAGAUGGAUUCUGGGCAGCUGUGGCUUGUACCGAUAGUUAUUACCCCGUUUGUCAACGACAUCGAUAUGGCCAAGAAGUGGUGCCCAACGACCCAACAACCAACCUUCUCCCAGCCGGUUUUUGGAAAGUCGCCGUGCAAGCAUCGAAUGGAAGUUGUGCCAUUCAGGCUCGAGUCCAAUCAACCAUCCAAUUGUACUUUGGAUUUGUGCAAGACACGCACAGCGACUACCCCAUGCUCUAUGCUAACUCAAAUGCUUCCAACAACUACUUCGCUGUGGGUGCCACCGGGUUGAAUAUGUUCCCCGAUGAUCGUCAUCCAUCAAAUGAGGGGCGUCUUAAUUACAUCUACACUGGAAGCAAUGAAUCCGCCUUCGAUGCUCUAACCGUUGAGGAUCGUGCCUCUUGCUCGUACCAGUACUUGUCACAGAAUUUCAGCUGUCAGAGACGCGGUGCCUACUAUCAACAAUUCUUUGUUCGAUUCUCCGGACUUGAUCAAUACGGCCACACCUUUGAUCGUCUCAUCUCAGCGUAUUGUGGAAUCUAUCAAACUCGAUGCGACAAUGAUGGCUACGAGUAUCAGGGACAAUGCAUUUGCCAACCCGGAUGGACAGGCAACAGAUGCCAGGUACCGGUUUGCCUCAAUGGUGGAGUCAUCAAUUCACUCACUAAUAAAUGCUCGUGCCCGACCGCCUACGGUGGACCAAAUUGUCAAUUUGCCUACUGUGAGCCACCGUAUCCAGUGAGCUAUGCAAGCACGAAUCGAACAUUGGCCAUCGCUCUCGAGACGUCAACCCUUAUGGCCACUUCCAUCUAUAUGCUGAAACGCAACAUCACCUCGGUCAUCAACCAGAUCACAAAUGGUUCGGGAGUACCCCAAUGGUGGGAUAGCUACAUUCUCUUCCCAUUCGACUCAACCUCAAACAAAGCCUCGUGGUUCCCUCCGAUCUACUCGAAUAACUUCUCGGAUAUCGUUGCUGGAUUGAACGCAAUUCCUCGUGGAUGUCCGAAUAAUACUUGUGAUCAAACAAUCUGUCAACGUCCUUAUCUCCGCAUCAUUGCCGAUAUCGUCGCUCAUCCUUCAUUUAGAAGUCCAAACUCGGACAUUUUGGUGAUUUCAAGAGCCUCUCCAGAAGAUUACAAUCUCGAAUCUCAAGUGAUCGGUGCUAUACAGGACAGUCGAGCGAGGGUGUUCUUCUUGCUUGCUGGUGCUUCAACUCCUUGUAAUGAGGGAUGGAGUACGCCGGCGGUAACUGCAAUGAACUAUAUCGCUUCGUACAGUCAAGGCGGAAUAUAUCCGCUCUCUCCAACAGAGAUGGUGUUCAAUUGGCUUGGUGUCUACUUCCCGGCCAGCUAUCGAUCAGGAUGGGUGACGGGAGGAGCGGUGAAAGAUGCCGAUUGUUCGGACGCAGAAUGGAUCUUCCCGGUUGAAAAUUCGGCGACUCAUCUCCUUAUUGACUACUUCGGAAACACGAAAGCGAUCUCAUUGAUUGCACCCGAUGGAAAUCAAGAAACCCUUCCGACAAGUCUUGUCACCUCAAGUACAAACUAUUUGGGAGUGUUUCCGCUACAAACGAAUGGAGCGACCAAGGCUGGCAACUGGAUCGUCAAAAUCCAGGACCCUGACACACCGCAAUGCAGUCUCGAUCUUCGAGUUCGAUCCGCUAUCGAAAUCUACCCAGCUUUUACGCAACCCAGCGAUCAAUACAACGGAGCAACGAACGAUAAUGGACACUUCCAGCCGCUUAUUGGAGAGCAAAAUAUUGUCUUGGCACACGAGAGUACAUUCGGAGAAGGAGCCAGCAUUCAAUAUGUGCAGAUCGUUGUCCCAAAUCGUGGCCUUUAUUUCACAUCGGAGAUGGCUCUUCGAAGCGAUAGUUGCGGCUAUGAGUACUACUCAACGAAAGCCUUUGAGUGCUAUAUGGAGAACUUCUGGGUGAUCUUCUAUGGUACGGAUAUGCGUGGAGCUCCGCUGAAUCGAAUGUUUGUCACGCAUUGUAUCUCGAAUCGGCCAACACCACCUCCCCCUCCACCAUUCUGUGACAUUACUCAAACUCUCAACGACAUCGUUUUCAUGGUUGACGGAUCAGUUGCAGCCAGUAAAGUCUUCGGCACAUUCAAACUCUUCAUGGACUACGUGGCAAGAGGAUACAGUAUUUCUUCGACAUCCACUCAAAUCGGCGCCUUCUCUUUCUCCAAUACAGCUGGUGGAGCAAGCGCUUUCUUGUUGAAUGUAGCUCCCGACCAGACUUCUCUCACCCAGAAACUUUUGUCUCUUUCGAAUGACGGCCAAGCUGGACAAAAUAUCACCAGUGCUAUCAACUACGUGCAGCAGUACACGGCACAGGGCAGCGGUUAUCGAGUGAGCAGUCAAGUGAAACAUCUCGUCGUUUAUGUGACCGCUAGCACGAGCUACACUGAUGGUGGCCUUGAUCCAAAGGCGGCUGUUCAGAGCAUGGUUCGCGGUGGAUCAUUCGGUUUUGCGGUCGUUUCUCUUGGAUUCUCGGACGCACCCGAUUGGUUGGUGUCUCUUGCCGGGCCCGGAUGCUCGUACUUUACCAACGAUGAAAACGAUUUCGCGACGAAUGCCGGAAAUUUGAUUCAAUCCAUCUCGUGCUACCGUCAAAACAUCUGCAAUGUGCAG